Prunus mume (Japanese apricot) is the source of this 1573-nucleotide messenger RNA. Lineage: Eukaryota; Viridiplantae; Streptophyta; Magnoliopsida; Rosales; Rosaceae. The record is from RefSeq and is a predicted model, not a curated record.
CAACCAUUGACUAUGUCAAUAUCUGUAUUCACUUCUUCUCUGGGAUGGGAUCGACCCUCCAAGAAAACUUACAAAGCAUAAGAAUUUCUUUCCUUUUUGUGUUGAGAAGAAAAAAGCAACCCCCCAGCAAAAUGUAUGUGACAAAGCCUCUGUCUCUGUAUAGAAGGUCUCCUCAGUCACUGUCGUUGCCACCACCGGAAGGGCCAAAUUCUGGUUAUCUUGUUCUCCAUGACGACGAAUCGGUGGAGAUAACAUGUUGCGGAUGCGCUGAUGAUCGGGUUAAAGACCUGCCUUUCCCUCAGAACAAGGAUCUAACAGUUGGAUAUGGCUCAGAUGAUGACGAAGUUACAUUCAUCCCAGUGCUUAGUCAGCCCUUAUCUUCCAAUAGAUACCAUGUGAUACUUCGGAGAGGGAAGCAUAAAGGGGAAGCGUGCACAAACUCAAGGGAAGAGGACAUGGAGAUUGUCUGUUGCGGCUGUACCAAUGUUCCAGAUGCUAAACCAAAACCACUGGAACCAUCAGACGUAAAUCAGCAAGUUGAGAUCGUUCCUAGGGAGCGUGACAGGGGUUGCUUUGUUGCCAAGUCUGUUGAUCCAGAUGGGUUUCCUCCUUCCUUCUUGAGAAGAAAAGGGUGGACUGUGACCAUGCACACACCCCGUCAUUACAGAUUGGGUGAAGCCUCAGGACUCAACUCUUCACUACGAGCAAGCCUUCCGGGGUUCAAUUUUCCAUUAUCACAUGACUGCUCUCAAGCUGUGUCUGUUGGUAAGUGGUAUUGUCCUUUCAUGCUUAUCAAGGAAGGAGGGGUGAAGCUGAAGGACCAAAUGAAAAAAUGCAUGUUCUAUGAGAUUAGUCUUGAGCAAAGAUGGGAAAAGAUUUUCGAUAGCAUUAAUGAAAAUGUUGAGGGAAAAAAUAAAGGUGCUGUGUUUGUGGAUGCCUUUGUUCAAAGAGAGGUGGUUUUUGUUGAUGGAAGUGAAGCUAUUUGGGAUGAAAGAAAUGUGAGUGGUGAAGGGUUCAUGUUGUUUAAGAGUUUUGAUGGUGUGGGAGGAGAAAUAAGUGUGGGAUUGAGCAUGAAAAUUGUAGAGAGAAUGAAAUGGGAACAAGAAAGAGUUGGAUGGGUUGGUGGGAAUGAAAGACGAGUUAGAGUGGAGAGAGUAGAAGAGUUUGGGGGGACAGGAGGCAGGUGGAAGAGAUUUGGUUGUUAUGUGUUGGUAGAGAGGUUUGUGUUGAAGAGAAUGUCAAUGAAUGGAAGCUUAGCACUACUCACAUAUGAUUUCAAGCACACACACCAGAUUAGGAGCAAAUGGGAAUGACAGAAACUUAAACUUUGUCGUUGCCAUUCUCAUUAGCGUUCUCAUUCCACUGGCAUCGACCUCUACAUUUUAAUUUGAUUGGAACUUUCAAGGAGCUGCCCACAAGAAGUUGAAGAUCAGCUGUUUAAUCAGAUUAGCAAAGUAAAUUUUCAUUGUAAGGGCAUCCCAAUGGUUGGAACUUGGGGCUCUAAAAGAGAUUGAUAGACCCUCAUUCAGGGCUCCCAUAUUAAGAGUUUGAUAUUUUUUUUAUGAUGUAAUUU